UACAGAUCACCUCUCUGCGGUAUUUAUUAAUCUCCGGUUAUCCCGAUGUCUGCGGAGGUUCUGUCCGCGCGGCCCCGCUAUGACCCGGGGGAGGAGGAGGAGGACGAGGCCCCCGGCCAGCAGCCCCGUUACUCCGGCGCUUCCGUCGGGCUCGCGACGGCCGGUUACCGAUCCGCUAAGUACACCCCGGCCGAGUGGUUCGCCAACAACCGCGCGGCGCUCAGCCGGGCCGCCGCCGACAGCGCGAGCGCCGCGCAGGUCCAGCGGGUGUCGAAGGCGCUCCGCGCGGAGACCCAGGACACCGCCGCGCUCCGCCAGACCGCCGUCACCGGGCACCUGGGCGCGCGCCUGCACGACAUCCACUCCCGGAGCUCGGAGCUCGAGCAGCACAUCGCGCGCCUGCUGGCGGACACCGAGCGGCUCGCGACGCUCAAGCGCAGGCUGGAGAGAGCGCUGCAUGCGACCGAGGUCCCGUUCGCCAUCGCCACCGACAACCUCACGUGCAGGGAGAGGCGCUCCGGGCCUGACCGCGUGCAGGACCGGGUGGAGGAGGAGCUUCUCAAAGAAGUGGAGCUUAUUAAGAGCAUCCAGGCUCUGCUGAAGAAAACUCUGGAUCAAGCUGUCACUCAGAUCAGGCUAAACCGGAAUGCCCAACAGGUCCUGGAGCUUGACUGGUCUGAUAAACACGAAGCCUACUGUUUGGAUGAUGAGUGUGGACGAUAUCGCAACACCAGCACGAACACACAACAUCAUGAACACACGAGUACCUCGGCUACAGCACAACACCAAGUGUGCGAUGUAGACGAGUGGAUAAGGUUCACCCAGAGCAACGUGGCUCAGGCUGAGCGUGAGGAGGAGGCGAGUGUGGCGCUGUGUGUGUUGUGUGAGCAUGUUCUGCAGGAGACUGCUGUGGACCUGCAGGCACAGAGCCAAGCCGUGAGCCAGGCCUUCAUACAGCGCUGCCAAGAGCUCACACACGCCAGGAGCCAGCUCGAGCUGCAGCUUAAACAGGUACUGGAGCAGAUCGGUUCUCAGGAGCGGAACAUCAGCGCUCUGCAGCAGGCCGUGUUUGAUAAAGAGGCUCCUAUGCGUGUGGCUCAGUCACGACUGCACUCCAGGGCACUGAGACCCAACAUGGAGCUGUGCAGGGACCAGCCUCAGCUCAGUCUGCUCGUUGAGGUGGAGCAGAUCUCGGCCGAUGUGUGUGCUCUGCAGCAGCAGCUACAUGAGGCGCGUGACUCUCUGGCUCGGCUGGAGGAGAGCAGGACGCUGCUGGAGAAGGACAUCGGCUGUAAAACACACUCGCUUCUCAUCGACCAGGAGAAGUGUAUGAGAAACCGCAUGCUCUACCCCACUGUGGUCACACUAUCUGGAUACUGACACACACACACACACACACACCAAAAACAAACAAAAAAAAGAACUGCCAACUUUUUAGAAAAGUGAGAUUCUUUGGUUUGGUUGGCAGCUUUGGUCUCUCUCUCUCUCUCUCUCUCCCACAUACACACACACACACACACACACACAUACACACACCAGUGCAUUUAUAAAGGAUUUGAUUUGCUGUGUUAUCUUACAUUUACUUAUAUUUUAAAUAUAAAUGAUGUGUUGCCUUUAAAAACUCUAUCAAUAACACCAGAAGAGCUCCCCGAACGUAGGACUGACUGCAGGAGUCCAUGCAUCUGUAUGAAUUGUUACCAGCCCAGAUGUUCCUAUAAGGACCUCGCACAUUGGGGUAACACCAGGUUAAUUGUCCUGGGCCCAGAG
This is a messenger RNA of Clarias gariepinus (North African catfish), 1767 nucleotides long. RefSeq names its product tektin 4 (gene tekt4). The transcript is spliced from 6 exons. The record is from RefSeq and is a predicted model, not a curated record. Lineage: Eukaryota; Metazoa; Chordata; Actinopteri; Siluriformes; Clariidae. Gene Ontology annotation, biological process: cilium movement involved in cell motility; cilium assembly. Gene Ontology annotation, cellular component: nucleus; microtubule cytoskeleton; sperm flagellum. Bases 46 to 1380 code for a protein of 444 amino acids.